This is a messenger RNA of Sphenostylis stenocarpa, 513 nucleotides long. NCBI's taxonomy places the organism in Eukaryota, Viridiplantae, Streptophyta, Magnoliopsida, Fabales, Fabaceae. The record is from the annotation of a GenBank genome assembly.
AUGGAUCAGAUAUUCAACAAGGUCGGAACCUUUUGGUUCAACCAGAAAGCCACCAACCAGCUCAAUUCUGUUGGUGACGACAUCAAUUCAAUAUCAAACAGUAUUGAAGGGGGGACCAAAUGGUUGGUCAACAAAAUAAAAGGAAAGAUGCAGAAGCCAUUACCAGAGUUGCUAAAGGAGUAUGAUCUACCAGUAGGAAUCUUUCCACGUGAUGCAACAAACUAUGAAUUAAAUGAAGAGACUGGGAAGCUUAUUGUUUACAUUCCUCAAUUUUGUGACGUAGGCUACAAGGAUUCAUCAGUCUUUCGUUUCUUCACCACUGUGACCGGUUAUCUGGAGAAAGGAAAGCUAUCAGAGAUAGAAGGAAUAAAGACAAAAAUAUUGAUCUGGAUGAAAGUGACAACCAUUUCAACGGAUGGAUCGAAGCUCUAUGUGACAGCUGGAAUGAAGAAAACAAGGAGUAGGGAUGCAUAUGAGGUUUCAAGAGAUGGUAUAUGCAUAGAUAAGUUCUAA